GGACAAAGACUUUCUGUUAUAAUUACUCAGAAGCGUCUAACAGAAAAUUAUAAAUCAUGAUGAACAAAGUUGUUCUGAGUUCGAUUCUGUUUUUCAUGUUGGUGGGUUCGGUUCUUGUAGUGGAGGCUCGUCCCUUGGGUUUAACGAAGGCCGAAGAGAAGCUAGUGGCUAAGUUCUUCGAUGGUUUAUCACUUAGAGCGAUCAAGGAAUCGGGUCCUAGCUCCGGUGGUGAGGGUCAUAAGGUCGUGGAUCGCAGUGAGCCGCUUGUAUAUGUUAAGCAAUCCGGUCCCAGCCCGAGCGGACCGGGUCACUAACUAAGGAACCCGUGGUUCCAGAGUUCCUAUCGGACUGGUUAAAGUGGCCAGAUUACUUCUUUCGUUUCUUUUAUUUGUUAUACUUUUCAGAUUAGUUGUAGACUUGUAGGUAAGAAUUUUUCUUUACCUACCACUACCAUACAAUGAUGGAGGACAACAUUCUAGGAAAUCAAGAAUUAGUAGAACCUCAAUUUAUUCUCUGUUGACUUUUUUGGAUUAUGGAAAUUUAUUUUAAACAGUUUACAAUGUAAUAAAGUUCAUUGAUUAUUUUCACUGAUAUAAUAAAUUCAUUUAAAUU
Molecule: messenger RNA, 612 nt
Organism: Brassica rapa (field mustard)
Lineage: Eukaryota; Viridiplantae; Streptophyta; Magnoliopsida; Brassicales; Brassicaceae
Product: PAMP-induced secreted peptide 2-like
Biological process (GO): innate immune response; regulation of developmental process
Source: RefSeq, a predicted model, not a curated record